GCCCUGUACACUGGGCAAGCAAAAGAUCAGCCUUAUGAGCAAAUCCCCACUUUGACAGGCUGUAAGGAAAUACCAGGUAUCGUGUGGUUGGCAGUUUUGACAGUUGGACUAAAGUGAUAGCGCGUGGCCGCUGAUGGCCGAUUGCGGCCGAGCUGGUAUCGAUUGACGUCACAUGCAAUCACGAGCUCCUGCCGCCUCAAAGGGAGCUCAGGUCUAGUUUUAGCAUCUGCGUUGUCAGGCAUCUUCCCUGCAGUCUUUUCGAUCUGUCCAUUCUCUUCUGUGCGCUCGUGCGACCCGUUAAAUCUCGCUCGAUUUACUACAAAGUGACGAGCCACGCGACUCGGCAUCACUUCUGAACGAGAUAUACAUUACUUGCAACACCUCUCCUGGAGAGCACAUUCAGGGAAUAUUCGCAAGAAAAAACUGCCCACCAUGGCACCUCUCUUCCCCAAUAACCCGGCUGAUGUCAUGGUCAUUCGCAAUGUGACUUCGAAUGUGAUCACGAUGAGUCUGCCGUUUGCGCGAUUCGGUCGCUUCAAGUUCGGUGGACGUGGUACCUUGGUCAAGAUGGCGUCCGGGUCCGUUGCCGUGUUCUCUCCAGUCAGUCUGACCCAGGAGGUUCGCGAAACGGUGACCAGCCUUGGAGGCAAUGUGAAGUACAUCGCGGCAUUGGAUCUCGAGCAUCACCUUCACCUCACUGCUUGGAAAGAAGCUUACCCCAAUGCCGAGAUUAUUGCUCCCGAGGGUCUCUGGGAGAAGCGGCAAUCCAAUUCCAAAACCAAAGACACCAUACCGUUUCAACAUGUCUUCCGCAAGGACCUCGCCGGCAAGCAGAAGAUUUCAGAGGAAUUCGAUGCUGAAUUCGAAACCGAGUAUGUGCACGCCCAUCAGUCAAGGGAACUGGUCUUCUUCCACAAGCCCUCUCGGACGGUCAUCGAGGCGGAUUUGCUCUUCAAUCUUCCCGCGCGCGAGCAGUACUCCAAGACCGGGGAGAGCGCUACUUCCGGUAUCCUGACCAAGGUGAUUAGUCCCCUCUUGUCGGCGAAUGCGCCUGCCACCUGGCAGAAGAGGUUCGCUUGGUAUGUGCUGUCGAGCUCGGAUCGGAAGGGUUUCACGGAAUCAAUUCAGCGGAUUGAUAAGUGGGACUUCAAUCGGUUGAUCCCAUGCCAUGGAGAUGUGAUUGAGAGUGGUGCCAAAGGGGUCUUCCGCACCGUCAUGGAGUGGUUCUUGGAAGAUCGGAAACGUUCUUGACUGGACAUUUCUCGACUGGACAUUGAAAAGUUUCUUUUUGUGAUUUCUAAUAAUCAACGACCUCCCUGACAUCUGUGUGUGCUUCGUGUGUUGCAUUGGUUGCAAACGAUAUCCAAAUGUUGUGUUUCCCUUCUGUACUGAUGCGUUGUGAUGAGUUAUUUGUUAUCAUUACUGGCUGGCCUGUGUAUUGUAAGUGCUUACUUGAACCUUAAUCGUCACAAUAGGCCAACUCCUGAAUA
Aspergillus homomorphus CBS 101889 is the source of this 1490-nucleotide messenger RNA. RefSeq lists its product as uncharacterized. The coding region runs from base 433 to 1251 and encodes 272 amino acids. NCBI's taxonomy places the organism in Eukaryota, Fungi, Ascomycota, Eurotiomycetes, Eurotiales, Aspergillaceae. The transcript is spliced from 2 exons. The record is from RefSeq and is a predicted model, not a curated record.